AUGGUCGUCACUGGCGUGGUCCACACUCCCGACAACGUUCAUGCCACUGCCGACACCAUUCUGAGAGGUAACGCUCUGGCCUCGAUGAGCGAACUGUUGCCUACGACCAUCCGGCUCGAAGGAACGGCUGUCAUGCAGGGGGUAUUCGUGCCCUGGCACACGCUCGCGGUCGUCAGGUGGGAAGUAACCGCGCUCGACACACUCACGGCCAUCGGGACGGUUCCAGCGCCCAUCAUGCCAGCCUCGACUGUCAAGACGACUGUACCGGGAGCCUUCAGGAGCAUUGUACCAUUCUCGGCUUUCGGGGCCCCUCUGUCAUCGUCCAUCCCAUCCCGAGUUGUCAUAGCCAGCGUAGUCACCACUAUUAGGGUGGAAGUAUGGGCGAUCAUAUCGACCACUAUCAGGAUGAUCGUGCCACCGGUCCGCUGGAACUUCGUACGGACCAUCGUCCAAGGGAUUGUAUUCGUGGCCAUCAGGGCGAAAGCGCUGAUGAUCAUCCCGGUGAAUGUUCGAGCGGCUAUCAGGAAGAGAGCAUUGACGAUUGUCUCGUUGGACAUUCAAGCGGACCUCGUGCAAGUGGUCUUCAGUGGGUACAUUUGA
Molecule: messenger RNA, 600 nt
Organism: Dichomitus squalens LYAD-421 SS1
Lineage: Eukaryota; Fungi; Basidiomycota; Agaricomycetes; Polyporales; Polyporaceae
Exons: 1
Coding region: 1-600 (199 amino acids)
Source: RefSeq, a predicted model, not a curated record